UCCCCUCCAGCUCCCGCCGCCUGCGGCAUUUGAUUAUGCCCGUUUCGUCACCCGCCCAACCACGAUCUGCUGCUCCAGUGUCCCGUUAAAUCUCCCUGCCAGUGUUUUUUCCCUUCUGAUCCUCCCCUUCUGGUCCUGCAUCACACGGGUUCAUCCAGUCCCCAGAACACACAUCCUCACAAUGGCUUCCACCAUGCGCCUGAGCUCCUCCGCUCUGCGGGCUUCCAUGCGCGCGACCCCGAGCUUCACUGCUCGCCACGCCGCCUUUGCUGCCGCCCGCUGCUACUCGUCCAAGACUCAGUCGCUCAAGGAGCGCUUCGCCGAGCUCCUCCCCGAGAAGAUCGAGGAGAUCAAGGCCCUGAGAAAGGAGCACGGCUCCAAGGUCGUCGACAAGGUCACUCUCGACCAGGUCUACGGUGGUGCCCGUGGCAUCAAGGCCCUCGUCUGGGAGGGUUCCGUCCUCGACUCUGAGGAGGGUAUCCGCUUCCGCGGCAAGACGAUCCCAGAAUGCCAGGAGCUCCUCCCCAAGGCCCCUGGUGGCAAGGAGCCUCUGCCCGAAGGUCUCUUCUGGCUGCUCCUGACUGGUGAGGUUCCCACCGAGCAGCAGGUCCGUGACCUGUCUGCCGACUGGGCUGCCCGCUCCGAUAUCCCCAAGUUCGUCGAGGAGCUCAUCGACCGCUGCCCGACCGACCUUCACCCCAUGGCUCAGUUCUCGCUGGCCGUCACUGCUCUCGAGUACACCUCGUCGUUCGCCAAGGCCUACGCCAAGGGUGUCCACAAGAAGGAGUACUGGGGCUACACCUUUGAGGACUCGAUGGACCUCAUUGCCAAGCUGCCCACCAUUGCCGCCCGCAUCUACCAGAACGUCUUCAAGGGCGGCAAGGUCGCUGCCGUCCAGAAGGACAAGGACUACUCCUUCAACUUCGCCAACCAGCUCGGCUUCGGCGACAACAAGGACUUCGUUGAGCUCCUCCGUCUGUACCUGACCAUCCACACCGACCACGAGGGUGGCAACGUCUCUGCCCACACCACUCACCUGGUCGGCUCCGCCCUCAGCUCGCCCUUCCUGUCCCUGGCUGCUGGUCUCAACGGUCUCGCCGGUCCCCUCCACGGCCUUGCCAACCAGGAGGUCCUGAACUGGCUCACCGAGAUGAAGAAGGCUGUUGGUGACGAUCUCAGCGACGAGAAGAUCAAGGAGUACCUGUGGUCGACCCUCAACGCCGGCCGCGUCGUCCCUGGCUACGGCCACGCCGUCCUCCGCAAGACCGACCCCCGCUACAGCGCCCAGCGCACCUUUGCCCAGCAGCACAUGCCUGAGGACCCCAUGUUCAAGCUCGUCAGCCAGGUCUACAAGAUCGCCCCUGGCGUCCUGACUGAGCACGGCAAGACCAAGAACCCUUACCCCAACGUCGACGCCCACUCUGGUGUCCUGCUCCAGUACUACGGCCUGACCGAGGCCAACUACUACACCGUCCUCUUUGGUGUCUCGCGCGCCAUCGGUGUCCUGCCCCAGCUCAUCAUCGACCGUGCCGUCGGUGCCCCCAUCGAGCGCCCCAAGUCCUUCUCCACUGCCAAGUGGAUCGAGAUUGUCAAGAAGUUGUAAGCAGUUUCUAGGCAAAAAGGGUGUGGGUUCGCUGUUGCCUGAGUCCGUGACGAGACGAGCGAUUGACGUCGAAAUGGAAAGAUAAAAAACGAAGGGCAGUAUUUGUAUCAACAUGACGAGGAGUUUUCUUUUGGUUUUUUCACGCCGCGCGUAUUGAGAGAAUGAAGAUAUGCUCCUGCCUUGAUACCAUAACAAUCUGCGCUUGUACAACAGCUAUAGUUACCAAAUACAUGUCAUGACCUCACGCAGA
Microdochium trichocladiopsis is the source of this 1853-nucleotide messenger RNA. RefSeq names its product citrate synthase-like protein. Gene Ontology annotation, biological process: citrate metabolic process; carbohydrate metabolic process; tricarboxylic acid cycle. The coding region runs from base 182 to 1603 and encodes 473 amino acids. Gene Ontology annotation, cellular component: mitochondrial matrix. The record is from RefSeq and is a predicted model, not a curated record. The transcript has 4 exons. NCBI's taxonomy places the organism in Eukaryota, Fungi, Ascomycota, Sordariomycetes, Xylariales, Microdochiaceae.